This is a messenger RNA of Umbelopsis ramanniana AG, 669 nucleotides long. RefSeq lists its product as uncharacterized. Gene Ontology annotation, molecular function: thioredoxin peroxidase activity. Gene Ontology annotation, biological process: cellular response to oxidative stress; cell redox homeostasis. NCBI's taxonomy places the organism in Eukaryota, Fungi, Mucoromycota, Umbelopsidomycetes, Umbelopsidales, Umbelopsidaceae. The record is from RefSeq and is a predicted model, not a curated record. The transcript is spliced from 4 exons. The coding region runs from base 94 to 564 and encodes 156 amino acids. Gene Ontology annotation, cellular component: cytoplasm.
CGAUUUCUAACUCAAAAUUCUGCUUUAAAAAGCGAGACCACAACCCAUCGAUUUUAUUUAUCAUAACUUUCUGUGUUAUUUUACAAAUCAAACAUGCCUCACAACCUAUUGAACAAGCUUGCACCCAAGAACUUCAUUUUGAAAAACCAAAAGGCAGAAAACGUGAAUUUGGCCGAAAUCAUUGGAGUCAAACCCACUGUUCUCUUCUUUUAUCCCAAAGAUAACACUGCUGGAUGUACCAAAGAGGUUUGCCAAUUUCGUGAUCAGUUUGACGUGUUGACCAAGCACGGCGCUACGGUUCUCGGCGUAAGCAGCGAUUCCGUGGAGAGCCAUCAAGAAUUCGCAUCAAAGCAGAAAUUGCAGUUCGACAUCUUGUCCGAUGAGAAGCAGGAUCUACGCACUGCAUACGAAGUCCCCAAGUCGAUGCUUGGAUUAUUACCUGGUCGCGUUACCUUUAUCAUCGGAAAGGAUGGUCUCAUCAAGGAAGUAUUCAACUCUCAAUUGGAUACCAAUGGUCAUGUUAAGGCAUCCAUUAAGGCUCUUGAGGCAGAAAACAAGGAAUAGUUUAAGAAACCUUUGUUUUAUUUUUUAAUUUUUUUUAUACACACAUUAUGUCCCAAGUACGAUGAUAAACACUGCAUUAUUAUAAUAAAUGAAAUCAAAAGAUAU